AUUAGCCGAAGGGCCGCGUCUGUUUCCCGGCAUGCCUUUCGAGUGAGCAACCCUUCAGACCAAAGGACACCGGAGGAUCGGGAUUACUGCGGAUCUUAUCUGUGAACGAUCUCCAGCAACUAAAGAUGUCUGACGUGAUCGAGGAGAAGAUCAAGAACUACAGGACGGCUCCAUUUGAUGCCCGUUUCCCCAACACCAACCAGACACGCAACUGUUACCAGAACUAUCUGGAUUUCCACAGAUGUAACAAGGCUCUGUCCGCCAAAGACCAGGACACGGCUCCCUGUCAGUGGUACCAGAGGGUCUACAAGAGCCUCUGCCCCAUGAGCUGGGUUCAAAAAUGGGAUGAUCAGCUGGAGGCGGGAACUUUCCCCGGGAAGAUCUGAACGGUCACGUUCCUCUCCGUCCCUCCUUUACUCUCUUCACCUCAAUAUCUUAAUGUGAAGCGUUCUGCUCGUCCUGUACAGAAGCAACUAAAUAAAUUAUAUAAUGUUACUGUGAA
Thunnus maccoyii (southern bluefin tuna) is the source of this 502-nucleotide messenger RNA. RefSeq names its product cytochrome c oxidase subunit 6B1-like. The record is from RefSeq and is a predicted model, not a curated record. The coding region runs from base 126 to 386 and encodes 86 amino acids. Lineage: Eukaryota; Metazoa; Chordata; Actinopteri; Scombriformes; Scombridae. The transcript is spliced from 4 exons. Gene Ontology annotation, cellular component: mitochondrion; respiratory chain complex IV.